AAAAAAAAGGUAGGGGUGGGGGCAUUUGUUCAUUUUAUGCUGACUUUAGUAGAGCAUAAUCAUCAAGUUGAGCUUGUAAAUAUGACCUGUUUUCUUUAGCCCUGAACACUCUAGAAUAACAGAGUGCUUUAAAAAAAAAAUUAACUUCGUAGGCACUAAAUUAAACUUUUAAUUUAAAUUUAAUUUUAAAAAAAAGAGAGUGAGAGAGACAAGGUCUUGCUCUGUUGCCCAGGCUGGAGUGCAGUGGUAAUCAUAGCUCACUGCAGCCUGAAACUCCUGGGCUCAAACAUUCCUCCUGCUUCAGCCUCCCAAGUAGCUAUUUUAAAAAUUAGGUGGGUGUGGUGGCGUGCACCUUUAGUCCCAGCUACUUGAGAGGCUGAGGUAAGAGGACUGCAUGAACUUGGGAGGUUGAGGCUGCAGAGAGUUGUGUUCACAUCACUGCAUUAUGGCCUGAGGGAUAGAGUGUUUAAUACCAUACUUUUUUGCCCAGACCUGAGUGCAUUGGCGCUAUCUCAGCUCACUGCAGCCUCUGCCUCUUGGGGUCAAGCGAUUCUCAUGCCGCAGCCACCAGAGUAGCUGGGAUUACAGGCGUGCGCCCCUAUGCCUGGCUAAUUUCUGUAUUUUUAGUAGAGACAGGGUUUCGCCAUGUUGUCCAGGCUGGUCUCGAACUCCCGGCCUCAAGUGAUCCACCCUCCUUGGCCUCCCAAAGUGCUGAGAUUACAGGCAUACUAUCAUAUUUUUUAAUGUACCGUUUCUAUGUUUAGAUAUAUUUAGAUAUGCAAAUACUUAACAUUAUACUGCAGUGGCCUAUAGUAUUCAAUACAGUAACAUGCCAUACCUGUUUUAUCCUAGGAGCAACAAGCUCUACUAUAUAGCCUAGGUUUAUAUAUAAAUAUAUUUUCUAUUUUUAUAGUAGGCAGUACCAACUAGGUUUGUGUAUAUACACUUUAUGAUGUUCACACAACUAAAAUCACCUAAUAUAUUUUAGAAUGUAUCACCAUAGUUGGGGUUGAGUAUGAUGAAACAAACAAACAAAAUGUAUUACCAUAGUUAAGUGACAUGUGACUGUAUGGGUAGGCACGAAGUUAAACUUUUAAUUUAAAUAAUUGACCAAAUACUAAUAUAAUGAUGACAUAUACUGAACGUCCUGCAUUUCAUAAUAAUUGUAAAUAACAUUUAUCAAGUGCUUAUUAUUUUCUACAGCUCCAUUAUAAAGUAAGUUCCAUGAGGGCAAGGAUUUUUUAUGUUUUUCUCACUGCUUUAAGAUAUAUUUUAAUUUAUAAAUUAGGCACAGUGGGACAGGCAUGCUGACUCAUUCCUGUAAUCCCAGCAGUUUGGGAAACCAAAGUAGGAGGAUCACUUGAGCCCAGGAGUUUGAGGCCAGACUGGGCAACCCAGCAAGAACCCAUCUAUCUCUGUUUUUUAAAAAAUUAGGCCCAGUAAAAGAUUAACUACAGUAACUAAUAAAAGUGUAACAGCACCCCAGCAUCACUAGUCUUGUACUUUGGGGGGUGGGGUGGGGUCAUUAUUAAGUAAAGUAAAGGUUGUUUGAACACAGAAACGGCAAUACCUCAACAGUUAAUCUGAGAACUAAGUAACUAACGGGGCAGGUAGCAUCGACAGUUUAGAGACACUGGACAAAGGGAUGAUUCACAUCAUAGAUGGGAUAGAGCAGGAUGGAGAGAGAUUUCAUCACACUACUCAGAACAGCUUACAAUUUAAAACUUAUGAAUUGUUUAUUUCUGGGAUCUUCCGUUUAGUAUUUUUGGACGGCAGUUGACUGAGGGUAACUGAAACCAUAGAAAGCAAAACCACAGAUAAGAGAGGACUACUGUAUAUAAAUAUAUGUCUAUAUGGAUCUUAUAUUUAUGAAAAUAUUUGUGUGUAUAUACAUGUAUAUGUUGACUAAAUGAAGGAAUAACCUGUGACAUAGCUGCCUUUAUUCAGUUGAGACACAGAGAGGUAAAGUAAGUUGCCAAAGAUCACCUAGCUAUUAAAUGGAGGAGCUGGGAUUCAAACCUCUGUAGUCUGAUUUAAGAAACUGUGCUCUCAACUGCCAUUGUUUUCUGCUACCUCUGUUGUGUUUAGAGAAAUACAGGAACACAAAUAGUAAAUACUGCUUUUCUUAUUCAGUGGAGUCAGUUAUUUUAAGGGUUAUGAUAGCCUAGUGCAGGGCUUCCCACUUUCAGCACUGCUGACGUUUCUGGAGGUUUAUUUGGACAUGGAGGGCUCUGCUCUGCGUUAUAAAAUGUUUAGCAGCACCCUGGCCUCUACCCACUAGACACCAGUAACAUUUCCCCAGUUAUGACAUUCAAAAUGUUACCAGGGAUUGCCAAAUGCUCCCCUGGAGGCAAAAUCACCCAAUUGAGAACCACUUGUCUAGACCUAUACAUUAAAAGUCUGGAAGUAAGAGUAGGUAAACACUGGCAUUGUAUUUAGAAAAGUUUGGACUUCCUGCUAGGCCACAGUGACUACAGAGACAACGUGGGAAUUAGUUUGUUCUGUGACCAUAGGUAUGUCUUAUAUCAAGACCUGAAUUUGGCCGGGCGCAGAGGCUCAUACCUGUAAUCCCAGCACUUUGGGAGGCCAAGGCGGGUGGAUCACCUGAGGACAGGAGUUUGAGACCAGCCUGACCAACAUGGUGAAACCCCUCUCUACUAAAACUACAAAAUUAGCUAGGCGUGGUGGUGCAUGCCUGUAGUCUCAAAUACUUGGGAGGCUGAGGCAGGAGAAUCGCUUGAACCUGGGAGGCGGAACUUGCAGUGAGCUGAGAUCGUGCCAUUGCACUCCAGCCUGGGCAACAAGAGUGAAACUCCGUCUCAAAAAAUAAAGAUAAUAAAAUAAAAAAAAAAUAAAGACGUGAAUUUUAUCCUUUUUAUAAGGAUUCUUCUAGAAAUACAAUUUUUUAAUACUUUUUUUAUUUUCAGUUUUUAUUAAGCAUAAAAUAUCUGGCAAGAAUUUUUUAAGUGACACCUUGUUUCAGUGUCUGUUAAAAUUCUAAUGCAUUUUUAAUAGGAUAGUGAUAUGUUAGUUUGUAAUUUAGUAGUGCAAUAUGUUUUGCGAAAAUAUAGCAUGUGUGUCCCUAAAAAUCACCUCAUCGUGCAAAAUCUGGAAACAAAAAACGCAGGGCUUGGGGGGAAAAUGGAUUUAGGAGCACACCACUCAAAAACUUCAUUAGUGACACAUAGGAAUAAAGAUAGAAACCGAAUAAAAAUGGUAGCAUAAUAAAUAUGACAUUUGGCCUUGAAAAAGACCCGCAGUUUGCUUGUGAAAGUCUGGGUGUUGAAAGGGUUUCAGCAUGUGAAUUAUUGGGAAGUGUUGGGAGGAAGGUUAUCUGAAAUUGCGUUGAAAGCUGUAGGCCUGGUGCGGUGGCUGCCACCUGUAAUCCCAGCACUUUGGGAAGCCAAGGCUGGUGGAUCACUUGAGGCCAGGAGUUCAAGACCAGCCUGGCCAACAUGGCAAAACCCUAUCUCUACUAAAAAUGGAAAAAAUUAGCCAGGCAUGGUGACACAUGCUCGUAAUCCCAGCUACCUUGGGAGGCUGAGGCAGGAGGAUCAUUUGAACCCAGGAGGCGAAGGUUGCAGUGCUCUGAGAUUGUGCCACUUUACCGUAGCCUGGACUGGGCAACAGAGCAAAACUCUGUCUCAAAAAAAAAAAAAAAGAAAAGAAAAGAAAAAAAGUUGUAUCACCAGAUGUGGAUAGGUGUGUUUCAUAAAACAGCCAUAAUGAAAGGAAAGUGACCUGCAAACAUCCAGUCACAGGACAACCAUCACAGGACAAUUGUAUUUUUGUAGUGAAUGAACAGACUGUUGCAACCAUGACAUCUGAAGAAAAGAAGGAACGACCAAUAAGUAUGAUAAAUGAAGCUUCUAACUAUAACGUGACUUCAGAUUAUGCAGUGCAUCCAAUGAGCCCUGUAGGCAGAACUUCACGAGCUUCAAAAAAAGUUCAUAAUUUUGGAAAGAGGUCAAAUUCAAUUAAAAGGAAUCCUAAUGCACCGGUUGUCAGACGAGGUUGGCUUUAUAAACAGGACAGUACUGGCAUGAAAUUGUGGAAGAAACGCUGGUUUGUGCUUUCUGACCUUUGCCUCUUUUAUUAUAGAGAUGAGAAAGAAGAGGGUAUCCUGGGAAGCAUACUGUUACCUAGUUUUCAGAUAGCUUUGCUUACCUCUGAAGAUCACAUUAAUCGCAAAUAUGCUUUUAAGGCAGCCCAUCCAAACAUGCGGACCUAUUAUUUCUGCACUGAUACAGGAAAGGAAAUGGAGUUGUGGAUGAAAGCCAUGUUAGAUGCUGCCCUAGUACAGACAGAACCUGUGAAAAGAAUUACCUUUAAUUUCCGAGUGGACAAGAUUACAUCUGAAAAUGCACCAACUAAAGAAACCAAUAACAUUCCCAACCAUAGAGUGCUAAUUAAACCAGAGAUCCAAAACAAUCAAAAAAACAAGGAAAUGAGCAAAAUUGAAGAAAAAAAGGCAUUAGAAGCUGAAAAAUACGGAUUUCAGAAGGAUGGUCAAGAUAGACCCUUAACAAAAAUUAAUAGUGUAAAGCUGAAUUCUCUGCCAUCUGAAUAUGAGAGUGGGUCAGCAUGCCCUGCUCAGACUGCACACUACAGACCAAUCAACUUGAGUAGUUCAGAGAACAAAAUAGUCAAUGUUAGCCUGGCAGAUCUUAGAGGUGGAAAUCGCCCCAAUACAGGGCCCUUAUACACAGAGGCUGAUCGAGUCAUACAGAGAACAAAUUCAAUGCAGCAGUUGGAACAGUGGAUUAAAAUCCAGAAGGGGAGGGGUCAUGAAGAAGAAACCAGGGGAGUAAUUUCUUACCAAACGUUACCAAGAAAUAUGCCAAGUCACAGAGCCCAGAUUAUGGCCCGCUACCCUGAAGGUUAUAGAACACUCCCAAGAAACAGCAAGACAAGGCCUGAAAGUAUCUGCAGUGUAACCCCUUCCACUCAUGACAAGACAUUAGGACCUGGAGCGGAGGAGAAACGGAGGUCCAUGAGAGAUGACACAAUGUGGCAGCUCUACGAAUGGCAGCAGCGUCAGUUUUAUAACAAACAGAGCACCCUCCCUCGACAAAGUACUUUGAGUAGUCCCAAAACCAUGGUAAAUAUUUCUGACCAGACGAUGCACUCUAUUCCCACAUCACCUUCCCACGGGUCAAUAGCUGCUUAUCAGGGAUACUCCCCUCAACGAACUUACAGAUCGGAAGUGUCUUCACCAAUUCAGAGAGGAGAUGUGACAAUAGACCGCAGACACAGGGCCCAUCACCCUAAGCAUGUCUAUGUGCCUGACAGAAGGUCAGUGCCAGCUGGCCUGACUUUACAGUCUGUUAGUCCCCAGAGCCUCCAAGGGAAAACGCCAGAGGAGCUUACGCUGCUGCUAAUAAAGCUGAGACGGCAGCAAGCCGAACUGAGUAGUAUCCGGGAGCAUACGUUAGCACAGCUCAUGCAGCUAAAGCUUGAGGCCCACAGCCCAAAGAAUGAAAUUCUUUCACAUCAUCUCCAAAGGAACACCAUAUAUUUGGAUCAUCAGAUGAAAGAAAAUGAACCUAUUAUCACCAUGGUUCACACAAUGAUUGAGAACUCGGCGCUAAGACCCCAACUGUACCAGCAAUUCUUAAGACAGAAGAACAAGAUAAGUCUAUAUUGUCUGUCACAAGAUGAAGGUAGAGGCACAUUAUACAAAUACAGACCUGAAGAAGUAGAUAUUGAUGCCAAGUUAAGCCGAUUAUGUGAACAAGAUAAAGUGGUGCAUGCGCUGGAAGAGAAACUUCAGCAACUCCACAAGGAGAAAUACACGCUUGAACAAGCUUUGCUAUCAGCCAGCCAAGAGAUAGAAAUGCAUGCAGAUAACCCAGCAGCCAUUCAGACAGUGGUGUUACAAAGGGAUGAUUUACAAAAUGGACUGCUUAGUACGUGUCGAGAACUUUCUCGAGCCACUGCCGAAUUGGAACGAGCAUGGAGAGAAUAUGAUAAGUUAGAAUACGAUGUAACUGUUACCAGGAACCAGAUGCAAGAGCAGCUGGAUCACCUUGGUGAAGUUCAGACGGAAUCAGCAGGAAUUCAGCGUGCACAGAUUCAGAAAGAACUUUGGCGAAUUCAAGAUGUCAUGGAAGGGCUGAGUAAACAUAAGCAGCAAAGAGGUACUACAGAAAUAGGUAUGGUAGGAUCAAAGCCUUUCUCAACAGUUAAGUACAAAAAUGAGGAAGAGGAAGUAGUCCCACCUCGUCCUCCACUUCCUCGGUCCUAUGACUUUACAGAGCAGCUUCCCAUAAUCCCCCCUCUGCCCAGUGAUAGCAGCUCCUUGCUCUGUUAUAGCAGGGGCCCAGUUCAUCUGCCUGAAGAAAAGAAGAUGUAUCAAGUUCAAGGAUAUCCAAGAAAUGGAUCUCACUGUGGUCCAGAUUAUAGACUCUACAAGAGUGAACCAGAGUUAACAACAGUGGCAGAAGUUGAUGAAUCUAAUGGAGAAGAAAAAUUAGAACCUGUUUCAGAGAUAGAAACUUCAGUUGUUAAAGGUUCCCACUUUCCUGUUGGAGUAGUCCCUCCAAGAGCAAAAUCACCAACACCCGAAUCUUCGACAGUAGCUUCCUAUGUAACCUUAAGGAAAACUAAGAAGAUGAUGGAUCUAAGAACGGAAAGACCAAGAAGUGCAGUGGAGCAGCUCUGUUUGGCUGAAAGUACUCGACCUAGGAUGACUGUGGAAGAGCAAAUGGAAAGAAUAAGAAGACAUCAACAGGCAUGCCUGAGGGAAAAGAAAAAGGGAUUAAAUGUUAUUGGAGCUUCAGACCAGUCACCCUUACAAAGCCCUUCAAAUUUAAGGGAUAAUGCAUUUAGGACUACUCAGACUCGAAGGAGGGAUGAUAGUGUUAAGGAACUGGACACUGUCGUUAGAGAAAAUGAUGUAAAGCCAGACCAUGAAACUCCUCCAGCAGAAAUUGUUCAACUAAAAGAAACCGAACCCCAAAAUGUGGACUUCAGCAAAGAGUUAAAAAAAACUGAAAACAUUUCAUAUGAAAUGCUUUUUGAACCUGAGCCAAAUGGAGUAAAUUCUGUGGAAAUGAUGGAUAAAGAAAGAAACAAAGAAAAAAUGCCUGAGGAUGUUACAUUCAGCCCUCAAGAUGAAACACAGAUCACAAAUCAUAAACCAGAAGACCAUCCUGAAGAAAAUACAAAGAACAGUGUUGACGAACAGGAAGAAACUGUUACUUCUUACGAAUCAACUCCUGAGGUUUCUAGAGGAAAUCAAACAAUGGCAGUGAAAAGUCUGUCCCCAUCUCCUGAGUCCUUGGCAUCGCCAGUUCCAUCCACUCAGCCGCAGCUCACAGAAGGAUCACAUUUCAUGUGUGUGUAGUCUCAGAAGAACUAUACUGACUUCUGUUGAAACCAUUCAAAGCUAAAGACAUGGACCUUCAGCAGUGUAAGAAGAUAUUGUACAGUAUAUUUUAAAUCUAUGAAAUUCAUAGUUCUGAUGCUUUUGGUCACAGAGCAUCAUUUUAUCACUUCUGGAAAAUGUUUAUUCCAAAACAGCUUUAAUGGCCCAUAUGUACACUUCGUAAUCUCAAGGUUAUUAUUCUGACACCAGCUUGCUGCUAUGAUUUCAGAGCACAUAAGUAAAGGUGCUUUUAAUGUGCAGUCUAUUGCCAGAGCUUACUUAGUUGCUGAUUUCCAGAUCUCGAUGUUUCUUAAGUCUAGGCGAAUUUAUAUAUAUAUAUAUUUUUUUGCUUUUCAUUUUCUAAAGUUAGUUAAUAUUUCCAAUGAAGCUUGUUUUCUUUUUUUUUUUUUUUCUUCCCAUUUUGGCUACUGCAGUGCUUUUGUUUCACACUUGAUUUGUAAAAAUUUUAUAUAUAUAUAUUUAAAAUGUGCCAUUUUAUUGCUAAGUGAAGUAUGUCCUGUUUUCUGCUAUAAUUCUUUCUCAGUCAGAUUGCAAUGUCAGCAGUUACUGCCACACUCCUGUCAGCUUAAACACAAAUGUUACCGCUUAUCUUUUCUUAAAAAAAAAAAACAAAGUGUAGGUAUUUUGAAGUACUGGGCUUAUAUUUCAUUGGAAUACAUGUGUACAGCAAUAAGCAGGUUUUCAAAUCCAGUACUUAGUUUGUGUACAAAUGUAAUUAUGUUCAUUGUGUAUAUAUUAUACAAUGAGCACAUGUAAUGUAUUAAAGGCUACUUACUAUUGUUUAAAUGCAAAUGUUCAUAUCUCAUUUCUUUUUUAUCAUGUUAAAAUAAAUGUUGAUGUUCUUAAA
Symphalangus syndactylus (siamang) is the source of this 8237-nucleotide messenger RNA. RefSeq names its product pleckstrin homology domain containing A5 (gene PLEKHA5). The record is from RefSeq and is a predicted model, not a curated record. Lineage: Eukaryota; Metazoa; Chordata; Mammalia; Primates; Hylobatidae. Gene Ontology annotation, molecular function: phosphatidylinositol-4-phosphate binding; phosphatidylinositol-3-phosphate binding; protein binding. Gene Ontology annotation, cellular component: cytosol.